Molecule: messenger RNA, 870 nt
Organism: Leptosia nina
Lineage: Eukaryota; Metazoa; Arthropoda; Insecta; Lepidoptera; Pieridae
Source: the annotation of a GenBank genome assembly
AUGAAAUAUUUGAGUUUGCCCUUGUUUUUAUCAAACAUAGUACUAACAAAGUAUUCAACUACUGCACAGACCUUCGAUAAAUUCCUGUACCUAAAUCCAUGGAAAACAAUUCAAAGUAAAGUCCCAACAAUAAUUGACUUGGACGAAGCGGGGACUUUAAAGAGUAAACGUAUAAAUAUUCACCAAAUAGUCAACUUGACCGAGUCGAAAAAUUUACACUUGGUUAAAAGCGGUUUCUACAAUGCAAGCAAUAGUUUUAAUGAAGGUCGCGGGAUCGGUUCGACGUUAUGGGGCUGGAUAACAUAUCCCUUUACAUGGUGGAGUUAUGGUGAUGAUAUUCCCGACAAUGAUAGCGCAAUCGUACCCCCACCAAACGGGCCAGUAGAAAGCAUAGAAAUCGGAAAACGAAAUGUUACCGUGUGGUGCAACGACCAAACAUGCACAACAAUGCGUUGUGACAUAUUCGGUUGCACAAAUAUAACGUGUAAUAUUUACGAUACAGAUCUUAACGGUGAAUGUAGGAUUUAUAAUACUAAUCACAUCGAUGAGACAGUGCCUAAACCAGUAGAGACGCCAGGAAAGCCUGUAUCUGUAGUCAAACCCGAAGAACAAAAACCGGAAUCGGAAUCGAAACCGCAGGAACAAGAGUCGAAACCAGUCGCAGACAUACCUAAACCGAUGGAGCCUUUGGAACCACAAUCGAAACCGCAACCAGAGGAAGGGAAAACCGAAGAUAAGGAGAACCCCCCACAAAACCCGCAGUCGAUCGACGCUCAAGCAAACGAAGACAAGCCAAUAGAGCUGGAAAAGAUGCUAUCAGCUACGGUGGGAGAGGAUAAGAAUAAAGACCCGGCAAUUAAAAAUAAAUAA